This is a messenger RNA of Clonostachys solani, 1194 nucleotides long. NCBI's taxonomy places the organism in Eukaryota, Fungi, Ascomycota, Sordariomycetes, Hypocreales, Bionectriaceae. The record is from the annotation of a GenBank genome assembly.
UUGCAGGCUGAACCUGAGCAAAGGGGCGAAACGUCCGUUAAGCAGAGACGGCAACGAUUUGUGUCUGAUUUGGUACGGGACUCGUGGAUGGAGACAACAUUUCCUGAAGGUGAUGUAGUCUGCCACGUUUCAUUUGAGUCAAAUCCAAAUUCACGACAGCGGCGAGUGAGAAAGGAAAAUCGGUGGAGAAGACGUGGAAAACUCGGCGUUGGAACAUACGGAACAGUUUGGCUUGAAGAAAGCCAGGAUCUGCAUCCUCUAGUCAAACUACGUGCCGUCAAGGAGAUUGGGAAAGGACCAUAUGAAUGCAGGAAUAUCGAUUACAAUAGGGAACUGGAAGCCAUCGCCAAGUUUUCCCACCCAAAUUAUGUUCACUGUUUCGUCAAGUCCUUGGGUUGGUACGAGAACGAGAGCGCUAUUUUCAUCACGAUGGAGUAUCAUGAAAAAGGCGACCUCCAAAAAUACUUAACAAAAAGGUUCCCGGAAACAGAGGCGAGAACAAUAACAAGCCAGUUACUGGAAGCCCUGUGCUACAUGCACGACAAUGGAUUUGCUCAUCGAGAUUUAAAGCCGGGAAACAUCCUGGCCAUGGAAACUUCUCCAAUUUGGUGGGUUAAAGUAUGCGACUUUGGCAUAUCAAAAAGAGCACAAGAAGAAUCAACAGCCCUUCGUACAACGGAGAUUGGCACGAAAUACUACCAAGCGCCUGAAGUCUGUGGGAUAUAUAGCCCAGAUACAAUUUCUGAAGAAGUUCAUGAAGAGGCAGAUGGUACCUUUUACGGUGUAUCUGUGGACAUAUGGGCCCUGGGAGCCAUCACCUACUACCUGUUGACCAAGCAACAUGCCUUUGGAAGCCUCCAGGCAUUAGGGAAGUAUGCGACGAAGCGCCAGUCAUUUCCAAUCCAGCCUCUGGCCGAAGCUGGUGCUAGUGAUUCUUGCAAGGAUUUAGUUAGGCAGAUGAUGGCUGCUUCUUCAAGUUCUCGACCUACAGCUUCCCAGGCUUUGAAGCAUCCAUGGGUAGAGGAGAAGCUCUCCAGUAGCCCAUCGGAAGAUGACACGCCGGAUAGCAACCCCUGGUCAAGUCCUUUCUCUGGUAAUAUAGACCCCGCCUCAAGGAACAGCUGGCCAACUCCUAUUUCUGAGGAUAUCGACUCUGUAGCAAGCAACACUUGGCCGAGUACAUUGGAGAAAUAG